Raphanus sativus (radish) is the source of this 2980-nucleotide messenger RNA. RefSeq lists its product as uncharacterized. The record is from RefSeq and is a predicted model, not a curated record. The transcript has 19 exons. Bases 289 to 2700 code for a protein of 803 amino acids. NCBI's taxonomy places the organism in Eukaryota, Viridiplantae, Streptophyta, Magnoliopsida, Brassicales, Brassicaceae.
UAAUAAAAGCUCUCCUUCUGCUUCGUUGCCGCGUCGCACGUCAUCUCUCUCUCUCUCUCUCACACUACUUUCCCCUCUAAUCUUCACUCCCGAAACCCCAACCCUUAUUCGCUGCCCCUUGCAAAUCGUACUUCCGUAUUCGUUUCGCAAUCGAUUGUUUCAAAAUCACUUCCCGCAAAUCUCGAUUCUAGGGUUUCCGCCUCGUUCUGUUCUCACGAGUAUUGAUGUGAAACACAUUCUAUCUUCUCGAAUGAAUGCAAUCGCGUGAGAGUUUGAGAAUCUCUUAAAAUGGGAGAAGAAGAAGAAGCAGUUUUCCCGGGAGACAUGGCCGAAGAGAAUCAUCAUCCAUCAUUGAAGAGACACCGUCGUCGUCUCUGCAUCGAAGAGGUUUACUCAAACAAGAAACAAACAUCAUCAAACGAUGACAUUAACUCGGAAAUAUCGAACCCAGUGGAUAUCAUCACUAGCCACGCUGCUGCUACAUCGAGCUCAGGUGGUGGUCGCGUUGGGUCUUGUUCCGGGAGCGAUUCCGAGACUACUAGUGGUGGUGGUGGGGUAACGUCUAGUUUCGUAUUGGAGAUUCCGAAGCAUCUCAGCACAACGGGGAUAACGAGAAUCACGUUUAAGCUCAGUAAACCCCCAAAGGAGGAGGAGGAAGCUGCUUUAUGUCAUUUGCCGAUGACCACCACUCAGGAGCGUGCCUCUUCCAAUGUAGUUUCGAGGAAGAAAGUUAGCGACUUUGUAUCUGAUGUGAAGAAGCUGUUGUUGACUGGUAUCAUUAAUGGUGCGAGGGUGAAGUACAUUUCAAACUCACCUCUGAGAGAGCUCGAUGGGAUAAUUUACUCGGGUGGGUUUUUGUGUGGCUGUCCUGCGUGUAAUUUCACCAAAGUUCUAGGUGCCUGUGAGUUCGAGAAGCAUGCCGGUAGAAAAACGAAGCAUCCUAAUAUUCACAUAUUUUUGGAGAAUGGAAGGUCGGUUUACAACGUAGUUCAAGAGCUCAAGACUGUUCCUGUUGAUGUUCUUGACGAGGUGAUAAGGAAAGUGACGGGUUCUGCUCUGAAUGAGGAGGGCUUUCAGGCUUGGAAAGAAAGUCUCGAGCAGGAGGAUAAUAACAUGGCUGAAGAUGAUUGGAAUCAUACCAUGGAUAAUUCGUUUCAAUCCCUUGUCAGUUGCAGUUAUCCUGGUUCUGGUCCAUCUCUUGAUGAGAGUCAAGUCUUUGCUCCAUGUUAUUUCCCAGAUACCAACUAUAUUAGAAAGGAAGUAUGUACAAAACCAAAAUCAAAAAAGCGUACCUCUCAUAUGUUUGGUUUGGGUUACGAAAAGAAAGUUUCUAAAGGCGGCAGGGACAAUGAUUUACACCGUUUGCUGUUUUUGCCAAAUGGGCUACCAGAUGGGACUGAACUGGCUUACUAUUUUAAAGGAAAGAAUCUACUGCAGGGUUACAAACAAGGAAGUGGUAUAGUAUGUAGCUGCUGCGACCGAGUGAUCAGCCCUUCACAAUUUGAAUCGCAUGCUGGAAUGGCUAUUAGGCGACAACCUUAUCAUCAUAUCUGCAUAUCUUCCGGACUGUCAUUGCAUGACAUAGCCCUGUCAUUGGCGGAUGGGCAUGUCAUUACAAGUGGUGAAAGUGAUGACAUGUGUUGUAUUUGUUGCGUCGGUGGAGAUUUGUUACUCUGUGCUGGAUGUCCUCAAGCAUUUCAUACAGCAUGCUUGAAAUUUCAAUCUAUGCCUGAAGGUAGUUGGUACUGCUCAAGCUGCAAUGAUCGACCUAUCUCUAGUAAAACGGCCAUUGCUACUGAUCCUAAUUUGAAACCCAUAGUUAUAAGACCGAGAAGAGUUGUUAAACCACCAGAAAGUGAAAUUGGUGGUUGCGUGUUUUGCAGGUCCCAUGAUUUUAGCGUUGGGAAAUUUGACGAUAGGACAAUUAUUCUCUGUGACCAGUGUGAGAAAGAGUACCACGUAGGUUGUCUCAGGGAGAAUGAGCUUUGUGAUUUGAAAGGAAUCCCCCAAGAUAAGUGGUUCUGCUGUAGUGACUGCAGCAGGAUUCACACGGCUCUUCAGAGUUCUGUUUCCCGUGGGUCACAAACUAUUCCCACGCUUUUGUUAGACACAAUAAGCAAAAAGUACAGAGAAAAAGGAAUCUAUAGGGACAAUGGAGAUACUGUGGAAUGGAUGAUGCUUAGUGGGAAAAGUCGAUGCCCAGAGCAUGAACACUUGCUUUCACGAACGUCUACCAUUUUCAGGGAGUGUUUUGAUCCUAUAGUAGCAAAGUCUGGUCGUGAUCUCAUUCCUGUCAUGGUCUACGGGAGAAAUAUAUCAGGGCAGGAGUUUGGAGGAAUGUACUGCUUGGUCUUGAUGGUGAACUCCCUUGUUGUAUCUGCUGCGCUGCUUAGGAUAUUUGGUCAGAAAGUUGCGGAGCUUCCUAUGGUAGCUACAAUCCGAGAGUAUCAAGGAAGGGGCUACUUUCAAGUGUUGUUUGCUUGCAUUGAAAAUCUUCUUUCGUCGCUGAGUGUUGAGAACUUGCUUCUCCCAGCAGCUCAAGAAGCUGAGUCUAUCUGGACAAAGAAAUUUGGCUUCACAAAGAUGUCUGAACAGCAAUUGCAGAAGUACCAGAGAGAAGUGCAACUUACAAUCUUCAAGGGAACAUCGAUGCUGGAGAAGAAAGUGCCGACACUUUGUGAAUCAAUUCCACUCAUCUGAUAUCAUCCAUCGUCCAUCAUCUCUAUUGGAAGAUUUUGUUUUCGAAGCUUCAUCUGGAUUUUUCUGGGUAGUUGGGCUUUUUUUCUUUCAUCUUUCGAAACCAAGUUCUUGUUUUCUUUUUGCAGAAGGGUCAUUUCUUGUGUACCUCUCUUGUUUUCUUUUGUACAAACUCUAACGAAAGAACAUUAGACUUAGGGUUGACACAGGAGAGGUUUCAAACCUAGUGAAUGUUUUGUACAACAGGAAGGAAUUUAAAAAAAAAAUGAAAACAAGUUGGUUC